Funneliformis geosporum is the source of this 1129-nucleotide messenger RNA. NCBI's taxonomy places the organism in Eukaryota, Fungi, Glomeromycota, Glomeromycetes, Glomerales, Glomeraceae. The record is from the annotation of a GenBank genome assembly.
AUGUAUUGGGUGAUAUUAGCGAGAAAAUCGCCAUAUUUGAGUCAGGUUGAUUCUACUUUUCCGUUUAUCGAUUGCAUGUCAGGACUUCUUACACUUAAUGAAGUUUUAUCAUGUGUUCCGCCAUCUGUCUAUUAUCCUCCAGAUACUAGUACUUCAAUCAAUUCACUAAAUAUAGGCGGUGUUUGGCCUACAAGAAUAACGCGUUGGGAAGGAUUUUUGACCGAAGUAAAUCAGUACAACUUUAUUGAACAGGAGAGAUACGAGACACCUCAAUUUUUUAAUGAUGUAGAAGUAGUUGUUGAAACCAAUAUCUACACUGCUAUGGAAGUCAAUAUAUUUAGUACAUUGAACAAAGUUAUGAAAAAAUACAAGUUUGCGAAGCAGAAGGAUUCUGACUUUCCAAAUGAUGAUCCUAAUAUUGGUCUUUUUGUACCAGUCUACACUUGUCGUCUCAUUAACAAUGGGAUUCAUGGAAGACAAAUCUUGGCACUCGAAAUCAAGAGACAAAUCGUUGUAGAGGGUUUGGUGCAAAUCAGUAAUGAAGACUUGGAAGAAGAAAGUUUUAGUAGGAGACAAAAUUUAUCAUUACAACAAGAUCCGCAAAGCUCUGAAAACACACAGGUUCUUAGAAGUCUGAGCAGUUCUUAUUAUGGCUCAAAUGUGUCAUCCAUGUUUACUUGCAACCGUGAAACACGGCAGCAACCACAAGAUAAAGAGGAAAUUACAGAGCAGGAUUUUGAUGUUGCAGAAUUUAAGCUUAAGAGUUUAUUAGGCUAUGGGCAAACUGGAGGGACUUACCAAUGUGAAUUCUAUGGGCAAGCAAUAGCCUUGAAGGCUUUAAAUCUAUAUAAGAAUAGCCGAUUUUUUUAUAAAUUGCAAAAUGAAAUCGAAAUAUACAAACGUCUUACUAAAAUUCAAGGAAUGUAUAUACCAAAAUUGGUAUGUUAUGGUUAUUAUGGAGGCGGGAUGGGCUAUAUUAUUGGUACAACAAUUGUUGGUACUAUGCUGAGAUUACAUAAGAUAGAACAACGGCAAAAAAGUAAUGCUCUCAAGGCAUUAAAGAUAAUUCAUAGUCAUAACAUUCUCCACAAUGAUAUUAGAGAAGAAAAUAUCUUAGUUAACGAAAAAA